This is a messenger RNA of Chenopodium quinoa (quinoa), 1422 nucleotides long. Its product is annotated as pectinesterase QRT1-like. Lineage: Eukaryota; Viridiplantae; Streptophyta; Magnoliopsida; Caryophyllales; Amaranthaceae. The coding region runs from base 125 to 1282 and encodes 385 amino acids. Gene Ontology annotation, molecular function: pectinesterase activity. The record is from RefSeq and is a predicted model, not a curated record. The transcript has 5 exons. Gene Ontology annotation, biological process: cell wall modification.
AAAAGUAGAUAUUAUAUUAGUACUACUUUUUUUUUUUGAACUAUUAGUACUACUUAUAUAGAUAGAGUGCAUAUCUCCCUUCAUCUCACACUAGCUGCUUCCACUUACCAACAACAUUAUUUUCAUGGCUCCAAAGAAACACCAAAUCUUUCCUCUUUUCCCUCUCUUCUUUCUAUCUCUACUACAACAUAUUAUUAUUACACGGGGUUACGCCACUUCACAGCAAGAGUAUGAGAAGUGGUUAUUAUGGAAUGUCCAAAACCACCACUUGAGGAGGCUGGCCCUAGCUAAUCCACAGCCAAACGCCGCCGGUGCAUCGGGUGCUCCAUCCAAGACUUUAGAUGUGAGGCUGGAAAAUGCUGAGACUAAUAAAGUAAGAUGGACCGUCAAUCUAAAUGGAACAGGUGAUUACAAAACCAUCACUGAGGCUAUUGACAGUGUUCCAAUACGUAACACUAGGAGACUCAUCUUACAUAUCAUGCCUGGUGUUUAUAGGGAAAAGAUACACAUUCCUAAAACAAAGCCAUUCAUAACCUUUAUGGGAGACCCGGAUAACCCACCCAUCAUAACCGGGAAUGACUCGGCCUCGUCGACCCGAGGAGAUGGCAAGCCCUUGAGCACCUUCCAGAGUGCUACCGUCGCUGUGGAUGCUGAUUAUUUCAUAGCCUCCAAUAUAAUAUUUGAGAACACAGCAGCACAUAAUGUAGGUUCAGUGGGGGAGCAAGCAGUGGCACUAAGAAUAUCAGGCAGCAAAGCCUCAUUUUAUGAAUGUAGGUUUUAUGGGUCACAAGACACGUUAUAUGAUCACAAAGGCCUUCACUAUUUCCGCAAUUGUUUUAUUCAAGGCUCGGUUGACUUCAUUUUUGGCUAUGGAAGAUCAUUAUACGAGAAUUGUACAUUAAACUCGGUAGCAAAGAAGGUAGCAUCCGUAACGGCCCAAAAGAGGAGUAAGACAUCAAUGUCAAGUGGAUUUUCAUUCAAAGAUUGUAAGGUAACUGGAAGUGGUAAGGUUUACUUGGGCAGAGCAUGGGGUGAUUAUUCCAGGGUCGUUUACUCUUUCUCUUUCCUCGACAAACUUGUUAACCCUCUCGGCUGGAACGACUGGGGCAAAUCUAAUCGUGAUUCGAUGGUCUACUACGGAGAAUACAAAUGCAUUGGGCCUGGAUCCAACAUAACGGGCCGUGUACCUUGGUCUCGGGUCCUUACAGACAAAGAGGCUCAGCCCUUCAUUGGGACUUAUUAUAUUGAAGCCGACACUUGGCUAAUUAGCCCAUCAACGUGACCAAUAAAUGUACAAACUUCAUCAUCAACAACUUCUUAUUUCCUUGUUUUAUUUUGAAAUUGUUCAGCUCAUAAGACCUUCAAAUGAACAUCCAUCAAAUAAUACUUUAAUCUCUUACAUAAUAAUACUACUUUUUUAUA